AUGCCCAGUGCCUUUUCGGAGAGCAAUCCGGCAAGCAGCGCAAUGGACCUCACGCCCACUACCACGGCGACGCUCGCGGACAGUGGUAGCACCUAUGAUUGUAGCACUCUGAGCACCAUCGAAGACGGCAUUAACACUCCUUCCACCAGCCAUCGACCAGACAAUAGUUUUCAGGGCGCGCCGACGAGCAGCGUAGCCUCGUCCGAUCCCACCGGGACGCCGCUGGCACCAGAGCCCACUAUCUUGCUGAACCAAAUCCAGCAGGCUGCCGAAGAUCUUUCGCAGCUCGUUGGACGAUUUGAACCUAAGAUGCCACGAACGUUCCAGAGACCCUCCAUCAAAUAUGCGCUCUUCGCGGAUCCCAAACUGCUUCGGCUACCGUGCUUAAGGUUUUGCGCCAACCCGAUUGACUACACGGAUUCGGCCCCAUCACUCUGGUGGCUCUGGGACGGGUUGCUAUACCAUCUACAACCGACAGCCUUUACGAAAAAUUGCAAGCUUGGAUUCACGCCCGCCCACGAGACCGACAUCGCCAACCCUUGA
This is a messenger RNA of Pyricularia pennisetigena, 543 nucleotides long. RefSeq lists its product as uncharacterized. Bases 1 to 543 code for a protein of 180 amino acids. The record is from RefSeq and is a predicted model, not a curated record. The transcript is spliced from 2 exons. NCBI's taxonomy places the organism in Eukaryota, Fungi, Ascomycota, Sordariomycetes, Magnaporthales, Pyriculariaceae.